Rhincodon typus (whale shark) is the source of this 939-nucleotide messenger RNA. RefSeq names its product ribosomal RNA processing 15 homolog (gene rrp15). Bases 71 to 817 code for a protein of 248 amino acids. Lineage: Eukaryota; Metazoa; Chordata; Chondrichthyes; Orectolobiformes; Rhincodontidae. The transcript has 5 exons. Gene Ontology annotation, cellular component: preribosome, large subunit precursor. The record is from RefSeq and is a predicted model, not a curated record. Gene Ontology annotation, biological process: maturation of LSU-rRNA; maturation of 5.8S rRNA.
UCCAGCCUCUUCGCGUGGGGGAGGGGGAAGGUUGUGUUGGUUGCACACGGUGUUGCUGUUUCCGGUUAACAUGGCGGCCGUUUCACGUGGAGGCGGCGGUGAAUUGGGAACGGAAUUGAGCGGUUCUGAUGGAGAUCUUGAAAGUGACCAUUUCUCCUCACAAGAUGAGAAAAGCCAUGAUUCACAAACUGAACUUGGAGAGGAAACUGCAGACUUGAGUUCAGCAAAUCCCAAUGCUGGCUGGGCAGAUGCCAUGGCCAGAAUUCUUAAUAAGAAGGUUCCUGAGAACAAACCAAUCAUUCUUGCAAAAAAUAAAGAGAAACUGAAAGAAAAAGAGAAACGUAAGGAGGCAAUGUUAGAAAGGAUGAAACAGCAAGAUAAAAAAAAAGAAUGGGAACAGAUGUGCAGAGUGAAACCUAAUGUAGCUGAAGACCGAGAGACUGAAAGGGCUUUCCAAAAAAUAGCCACCAGAGGUGUUGUGCAAUUAUUCAAUGCUGUUCAAAAGCAUCAAGUUAGUGUGGAUAAAAAAAUUAAAGAAGUAGGUGGGUCUGAACAAAAGCGUGCCAAGUUACUAUCCUCCGUCUCGAAGAAAGAUUUCAUCAGUGUACUCCGAGGUUCAAGACCGAAUGUUCACCAGGACUCCACAGCAAGGCCAGUUAAUAGUGUAAAACAGGUUAAAGUUAAAUCAGAAGACAGUGCAGCAUGGAACAUAUUACGCGAUGACUUCAUGAUGGGAGCUACAAUGAAAGAUUGGGAUAAAGAGAGUGAUGAGGAGGCAAAUGGUGACGUUGCUGAGAAAAGUGAUUCAGCCCGAUGAACCCUGUGCUCAUUAGUACUACUUGGCGUAAACCAAACUGGAGUAAUACUCAUUCUGUGAAUGCAAUAGAUUUUGUAUAUGGGAACGAGUUGCCUCUUUAUUAAAGUGUUUUCUUUUCCAAA